Entamoeba invadens IP1 is the source of this 1878-nucleotide messenger RNA. RefSeq names its product alkyl/aryl-sulfatase BDS1, putative. Bases 1 to 1878 code for a protein of 625 amino acids. Gene Ontology annotation, molecular function: protein dimerization activity; linear primary-alkylsulfatase activity. Gene Ontology annotation, biological process: dodecyl sulfate metabolic process. The transcript has 2 exons. The record is from RefSeq and is a predicted model, not a curated record. NCBI's taxonomy places the organism in Eukaryota, Evosea, Mastigamoebida, Endamoebidae.
AUGGCAAGUGAACCUACUAGUUUUACAAUUAAACAGAACAAGGACUUUUACAAUGAGUAUGAUUUAUAUCAAGAUGAAGAUUAUUACGCCAAUCUAAAUGGAUACUAUGCUGAUUUAAAUGGCAAUUUAAACACUCUCUCAUUUGAAGAGUUAAAAACAAAAAUACCUACGAUGUCAGAACUUCUUUCUGAAUGCCCAACAGACUCAAACCCAAGUUAUUACACUCACACCAAAUACGACCCUCUUCCUGGUGUUUUUGAAGUUGUUCCUCAUAAAAUAUAUCAAUACAGAAAUAAAGCAGAUGAUAUUGCAAAUCUAACAAUGAUCAGAGGAAAGACUGGGUGGAUAGUCUUAGACACACGAACAACCAUCUCUUCUUGCAAAACUGCAGUCGAUUUAAUUAUGAAAACAGUUGAAACUGCCCCAAUAGUUGCUGUUAUUAUUUCACAUUCCCAUUAUAACAGAUUUGGUGGUUAUGAUUAUGUAGCUAAUGAGGAGACCCCCCUAUACUUGCCUCAAAAUUUUAAACAAAGCUUUUUAGAUGAAAAUAUUUAUGCAAAUGAAGUAACAUCAAGAAGAGCACAGUACAUGUACGGAGCACAAUUAAAAGAUUCAAUAACAAAAGCGACAGAUAAUACAACCGGAAAAAAGAACGAAAUUAAUACUUCUUUUCCAUAUUCUAAACAUACAACUGUAAUAAACCAAAAACAAACUAUUGUAAUUGAUGGAGUCGAAAUUGAAUUCAUACCAACUCCAGAAACAGAAGCGCCAGCAAAUAUGAUGUUGUAUUUUUCAGAAUUUGAAGCACUUUAUGGAGCGGAUAAUUUCUGUGUCGUAAUGCAUAAUCUUGGAACAUUAAGAGGAACUAAAGUCAGAAGUGGUAAAGUCUGGAGCAAAGCACUGGAUGAUGCAAUUGUGAGUUAUGGGAAGGACAUCCAAAUUCACUUUGCGGGACAUGGUCCAGCACUCUUUGGGAAUGAAAGAAUCAACAAGUUCUGGCGAACCAAAAGAGAUUUGUACAAGCACAUCCACGACCAGACACUGCGAUAUGCCAACAAGGGUUAUAACAUGACUGAAAUUGCCGAGUUUGUGAGACUUCCCGACAGUCUCAAUAAAGAGAGGUGUUGCAGAGGACUGUACGGCUCACUCAACCACAAUAUCAAAUCACAAUAUCAAUUAUACCUUGGAACAUAUGAUAGCAAUCCAGCACACUUGGACGAACUUCCACCACGCGAACUUGCAGUGAAGUUUGUAGAGGCGUUUGGUGGUGUUGAAAAGACACUUGAAAUUGGACAAGACGCUUACAACAAAGGCGAAUACCGAUGGGCAGCAACAGUCUUGAAUCACUUGGUAUUUGCAGAUGUCAACAACAUGAAGGCACGCGAACUGCUUGCUACAACAUACGACCAACUGAGUUACGUUGCCGAGUGCGCAAGUUGGCGAUACAACUACCAAACUUCUGCGCUUGAGUUGAGAAAUUUGAACGACAAGAAACCAAAGGAUUUUGGAUUUAAACUUGAAAAUGUACCUUUAGAAGCUUUUUCUGAAUUUUUAGCUAUUCAUGUUGAUCCAAAAAUAUUGGAAAACAUCAAAGGAACAAUAAAAAUUGUUGAUCUGACAAACAAUGAGAAAGUUACUAUUGUUGUUAGUAAUUCUGUAAUAACAAUAAGAAAAGAAGACAUUGAAUAUGAUGUUUUGAUUGAAGCCGAAAAAGAGAAUUUAGUAAAAUUGUUCAAAAAACAAGUAACCUUAAAUGAACUUUUAAAAACUAAAAAGAUAACUAUUACAAAUACUGGUAUUUCAACAAAUUUAGAAAAAACAUUUGUUGAUGCAGUGGAUUUGGAACAAAAGUACUUCAGUUUUGUUGAACCUAAGUAA